This is a messenger RNA of Trematosphaeria pertusa, 653 nucleotides long. RefSeq lists its product as uncharacterized. The record is from RefSeq and is a predicted model, not a curated record. The transcript is spliced from 3 exons. NCBI's taxonomy places the organism in Eukaryota, Fungi, Ascomycota, Dothideomycetes, Pleosporales, Trematosphaeriaceae. The coding region runs from base 75 to 500 and encodes 141 amino acids.
CGUCACAUCCCACAGCGCAUCCCACGACAUAUUGUUGAAGACGCAGCUGUCGGCGUAGAAAUCAUGCUGCCAAAAUGAGCUUCAUCCAGCGCGUCGACAGCGCCGCCCCUCUGGGCUACACUACCCCCGACUUCCCCUCCCUCUACUGGCCGCUCCCUAUUAGCGCCUCCAAACCCUACUACCUCUACCACCCCGGCGACAUCUGGCGCUUCACCACGAUAUGGACGCUGAUCUGCAUCGGCGCCGUGCACAUGGUCGUCGCGGCUUGGGCGUGCAUCGUGCAGCGGCGCAAUUGGAAGAUCAUGUGGAUGACACCACUUGUGUAUGCCAUCAUUGCAGGCAUAGAGGCAUUUAUUGCGGGGAGCAUUGUGGGUGGGCUGUUGGGCGGUGUGUAUCAGGCGGGUUAUUUCAAGAUGUCGACGUGGAUACCCUUUGUGUGGGCAUUGGUCAAUGCCAUGGUACUCAUUCUGUCGUCUUUCGCCAUACAUGGCGGUCUAUAACAUGCUUCAAUAUCCUCGAGUUCUAGGGAAUGCCAGCUUUCCCGAUCGGUCGAUCCAACGUUUCCGUGAAUCACAUCCAGCGCCAGUCACAUGAAAAUGGAGUGCUCAAAGGGGCUGUUUGAACCCUAGGUCAUGAGAACAGUUCAAAGUAUC